CAGACGUUGAAGCAUAUUUGACAAACAGUCCAUUUUUUUUCUUUUCUUUUAUCUUUAAUCAUUAAACAACCUUCCUUACUCCCGGGCUUUUAGCCAAAGCUAACGCAAUAUCUUGUGCAAAUGCUGUAACACACCUUGGAAAGUCUACAGCCAGUAAACAUCUGCAGGUACGAUGGAUACCCUGCCAGUGGGUUGGACUGUGCAUACCUGGGAUCAGGUGGGAGAUGGGACCAAGCUGCUGAAAGGGGGAUCUGCUAGUACCAGCACAAACCCACAUGUUCAAGAUUUAUUCCAUGAGGAUGCUCGGGGUUUCCACCAGUCAAGCCAGCCCUGGUGGAGGAUCAAGUUAUUUGUGUGGGAGCCGGUGCUUUUUGGAACCUGGGAUGGUGUUUUUACCACCUGCAUGAUCAACAUCUUUGGUGUGGUUCUGUUCCUGCGCACCGGCUACUUGGUGGGGAACACUGGCGUGCUGCUGGGGAUGCUCCUUGUCUCCAUGGUCGUGUUGGUAGCUUUAGUGACAGUGAUAUCGGGGAUUGGAGUGUGUGAGCACUGUGGUGUUGGGAGCGGAGGAGUCUACUCUAUGAUCUCCACCGUCCUGGGGGGCAGGGUGGGGGGCACUGUAGGCCUCCUCUAUGUGUUUGGACAGUGUGUUGCUGGAGCCAUGUACAUCACAGGCUUCUCUGAGUCAGUGGCUGAGGUGCUGGGUCUGCAGAACCAGUGGGCAGUGCAAUGCAUGUCUGCGGCAGUGCUGCUGGCCUUGCUUGGGAUCAACCUGGCAGGUGUGAAGUGGAUUGUCAGACUCCAGCUGCUGCUGCUGGCAGUGCUGGCAGUCUCCACUUUGGACUUUGUCAUUGGCACUUUCACACACCUCGAUCCAGAGCAUGGUUUCAUUGGUUAUUCAGCUGGACUUCUCAGCAGCAACACAAUGCCAGAUUAUAGUCAAGGUGAAAACUUCUUCACCGUGUUUGGGGUCUUUUUCCCUGCUGCCACAGGGGUUAUGGCAGGCUUCAACAUGAGCUCAGACCUGCAGCGGCCUGAAAACAACAUCCCUGUGGGAACGCUGGCAGCUGUCUUCACCUCGUGGUUCCUGUAUCUGGUCUUUGUCUUCCUCCUGGGGGCUAUCUGCACCAGAGAAGCUCUGCGCUAUGACUUCUUGAUAGCAGAAAAGGUCUCCUUGGUGGGUUUCCUCUUUCUGCUGGGCCUCUACAUCUCCUCCCUGGCUUCCUGCAUGGGUGGCCUAUAUGGAGCACCCAGGAUCCUCCAGUGCAUCGCCCAGGAGAGGGUCAUCCCCUCGCUGGCCUUCUUGGGAAGAGGGAAAGGUCCAAAUAGGACUCCAGUAGCAGCCAUCUGUCUGACCAGCUUGCUGACCAUGGCCUUCAUUUUCAUCGGCCAGGUCAACAUCCUGGCGCCCAUCGUCACCAUCAACUUCAUGCUCACCUACAGCUUCAUUGACUACUCCUACUUCAGUGUGGCCAUGACCUUCCAGUUUCAGACAAAACAGAAGAAAAGCAGCAUCUUAGGAAGAAGAAGCCGGCGCAGGUCCAAAAGGCAGAGCUCCACGCCGUUGAUUAAAUCCACUCUUCCCAGCUACGGGAGUGGAGGCGAGAGUCCACGGGGUAAAGGCACUCUGUUGGAGUUUACCAGAGACAUGAACCAGAUCUUUCCCCCUGUCUCAAAACUUGAUUUAGGACCUGAGAAGACUCCUUCUAGACAAGAGCUGAGCUGCAAAUCCCAGAGCAGAAAGACUACGGCUAAGCAGAAACUGAUGGACAGCUUUGGUUUGGACAUGAACAGCAGUGCAUUCCCAGAGGAGACGGGAGGGGAGAAAAGUCCAGCUCCACCAGAGGAGGGAGCUGAAGAGCAGUGUGGAGAUGGAGAGAUCAGGGCUGAAGAACCACCUCAUAUCCAAUGCCAUUCACAUUGUGUUGAACAGGAUUCAUCUGCAGAAGCUCACAAUCAUGAAGCAGGUGCUGGAGCUAAAAUCGAACACCAAAACGUUGAAAUCCAGCCCAUGCAAGAUUCCUGCUAUACAAAGUUAUGUAACCACUGGAUUGCCCUCAUUGGGGCACUGAGUUCCUUAUUGAUCAUGUUUGUUAUUCAGUGGGUUUAUGCUUUGGCAAACAUACUAGUCGCCCUGGUGCUUUUCUUCUACAUUGGAAAAACGAGUCCCGGACUACCUAUAGGUAUUGCAGCUCAGUUCAGCUUUUUCAAGUGGCUGAAGUCAACACUUAGUAGAAUUUGCAGGACAAAAGGAUCCCCCCGGGAUGAGAUUGUAGUGACCCCUUCCUUGUCUGGGAUCGGGCUCAAAACCAAGCAGCUGACAGAGGAAAAUGCAGACUUUGCCUCCCGUCACCGUUUUCACCAGUCCUCUUUCAUCCAGACCGAUAAGAUGGUGCAACCACCAAACCACUGACCAACCUCAAACUGUGUCUCCUGUUGUUCUGUCGCUGCACUUUCUAUUUAAGACUUUCAGUAGCUCAGGUAAUUUUCCAGCGGUGAUCCAGCAGCCUGAGCUUUUCUUAGAGUUGCACAAAGGACACAUACUUGUGUGAGAGAUACAUAGAAAUAUUUGGGGAUGGGAGGUUACAGUGGUAUCUAGUAUUUUUUUGUCUAAUAUAUUUUCACAGAAAUGUCUAUGCUGUUUUAAAUCGUUUUUGGUUGUCAGAUUUCUCCACAAUACUAAUUGUGUUGCACAUGUUCAUGUGACACAGAGGUUUGAUUAAAAUGUAUGUACACACAUAUACGAUAAACGAUUUUUUGUUGUAAGUUUUUUUUUCUUUUGUGGUAUUUAAUAGAUGGGUCAAAACUUUAGGGGGUUAGAAAUUCCUUAACAAAUGUAUCAGAGUUGAUUCUCAGAUCAGAUUAUGUAAAAAUCCCAUUACAACCAAAACACUGAAAUUUUCUCAGAUUAUUCUAGCAGCCUUUCUUUCUCAUACUGACAUAGAUCCAGCACCUGAUAGGCAUGUUAGAUUUUUGAGGUGGUGUUUGAUAUAAAGGCUGUAUUUAUGCAAUGCAUUGUUCUGGUGAAUUGUUUUCUGCAGGGUUCAGAAAGUCAUGUUCCAGCAACAUAGAAGCAAAGCUGUGAAAACCA
Molecule: messenger RNA, 3091 nt
Organism: Melanotaenia boesemani (Boeseman's rainbowfish)
Lineage: Eukaryota; Metazoa; Chordata; Actinopteri; Atheriniformes; Melanotaeniidae
Gene: slc12a8
Product: solute carrier family 12 member 8
Exons: 14
Coding region: 173-2413 (746 amino acids)
Biological process (GO): chloride transmembrane transport; chloride ion homeostasis; cell volume homeostasis
Cellular component (GO): membrane
Molecular function (GO): potassium:chloride symporter activity
Source: RefSeq, a predicted model, not a curated record